CUAUCCCAUACCCUGCUGCCUCCAUAUAUCACCCUCAUAACAAUCACUGGCCAAGUGCCUCUCUUCAGCCCUCACAGCUACCACCAUGUUCUCUUUUUCACCGUUGGUAUCUUAUCUUCUCUCUCCUCUUCUUCUCCUACUUCUUCUAUCCAUUUUUGGAGUAGAAUUAGCCGCCGCCACCACCACCAAGAUUGGUAAUGGCUACCGUCUGAUCUCCAUUGAAGAGUCCCCUGAUGGAGGCCUUGUGGGCCACCUCCAAGUCAAGCAGAAGAACCAUAUCUAUGGUCCUGAUAUUCCUCAUUUGCAGCUCUAUGUCAAGCAUGAAACAGAAAAUCGUUUGAGGGUUCAUAUUACAGAUGCUGAGAAACAGAGAUGGGAAGUUCCGUACAAUCUUUUGCCUAGAGAACAGCCUCCAUCAUUGAAGCAAACCAUUGGUAGGUCAAGAAAGAACCCAAUAACUGCUUCAGAAUAUGCAGGUAGUGAGCUCAUAUUCAGCUACACCACCGACCCAUUUGGUUUUGCUGUCAAAAGAAGAUCCGACAGUCAGACCCUCUUCAAUUCGAGCUCUGAUCAAUCAGACCCAUAUGGUGAAAUGGUGUUUAAGGAUCAGUACCUCGAGAUUUCAACCACAUUGCCCUCAGAUGCUUCACUGUACGGUUUGGGAGAGAACACACAGCCCCAUGGGAUCAAACUAUAUCCAAAUGAUCCUUACACUCUGUACACAACUGAUGUAUCAGCCAUUAAUCUUAACACUGAUCUAUAUGGGUCACACCCUGUGUAUAUGGACCUCAGGAAUGUGGGAGGGGAGGCCUAUGCGCAUGCAGUUCUGUUGCUGAAUAGCAAUGGGAUGGAUGUGUUUUACAGAGGGAGUUCUUUGACAUACAAGGUGAUUGGGGGUGUUUUUGACUUUUACUUCUUUUCGGGUCCCACACCUCUGGCUGUUGUGGAUCAGUACACUGCCUUUAUAGGUCGGCCUGCUCCAAUGCCAUACUGGGCACUUGGUUUUCACCAAUGCAGAUGGGGCUACCACAACUUAUCUGUGGUUGAAGACGUCGUUGAGAACUAUAGAAAAGCCAAAAUCCCGCUUGAUGUUAUUUGGAAUGACGAUGAUCAUAUGGAUGGACACAAGGACUUUACCCUCAACCCAAAAAACUACCCUCGUCCAAAGCUAUUGGCAUUCCUGGAGAAAAUACAUUCUCAAGGCAUGAAAUACAUUGUCAUCAUAGAUCCUGGAAUUGGGGUUAAUUCUACCUAUGGUGUCUACCAAAGAGGCUUGGCGAAUGAUGCCUUCAUCAAAUACGAGGGUAAACCUUACCUAGCCCAAGUCUGGCCAGGAGCUGUGAACUUCCCCGACUUCCUUAACCCAAAAACUGUUGAAUGGUGGGGUGAUGAAAUCAGGCGAUUCCAUGAACUUGUCCCUGUUGAUGGCCUAUGGAUUGACAUGAAUGAAGCUUCAAAUUUCUGUUCUGGAUUGUGCACAAUCCCAGAGGGCAAGAUAUGUCCCAAUGGUACUGGACCUGGAUGGAUUUGCUGCUUGGACUGCAAGAACAUAACGAAAACGAGAUGGGAUGAUCCCCCUUACAAGAUAAAUGCUUCUGGACUAGAGGUGCCAGUAGGCUACAAAACCAUAGCCACUAGUGCAUAUCACUACAAUGGAGUCUUGGAAUAUGAUGCUCAUAGUCUUUAUGGUUUCUCCCAAUCCAUUGCAACUCACAAGGCUCUUCUAGGGCUUGAAGGCAAGCGCCCAUUUAUAUUAUCACGAUCCACUUUUGUCGGUUCAGGCCACUAUGCGGCCCACUGGACAGGGGAUAAUCAGGGAACUUGGGAGAAUUUGAAGUAUUCAAUUUCUACGAUGCUUAACUUUGGCUUAUUUGGUGUUCCAAUGGUUGGUUCAGAUAUUUGCGGAUUCUAUCCACAACCUACUGAGGAGCUUUGCAACCGGUGGAUUGAACUGGGAGCUUUCUACCCCUUCUCAAGGGAUCAUGCAAACUAUUAUUCCCCUAGACAGGAGCUUUAUCAGUGGGAAACAGUAGCCAAGUCUGCUAGAAAUGCUUUAGGUAUGAGGUAUAAGCUCCUUCCAUAUCUUUACACAUUGAACUAUGAGGCACAUAUCAAUGGUGCACCAAUUGCUAGACCACUUUUCUUCUCUUUUCCUAAUUUCACCAAAGGUUAUGGGUUGAGCACCCAGUUCUUGCUUGGGAGCAGCCUCAUGGUUUCCCCAGUGCUUGAGCAGGGAAAAUCUGAGGUGAAAGCUCUCUUCCCCCCGGGUACUUGGUACAGUUUAUUCGACAUGACACAGGCGAUUGUAUCAAAAGAAGGUCAUUACCUUUCACUUGAUGCGCCUUUGCAUGUGAUCAACGUUCAUUUGUACCAAAAUACCAUAAUCCCCAUGCAGCAGGGUGGAAUGAUAUCUAAGGAAGCAAGAAUGACACCUUUUAGCCUUAUCGUGACCUUCCCAAUGGGUGCAACCAAGGGAGAAGCCAAAGGAAAGCUUUUCCUUGAUGAUGAUGAGCUUCCAGAAAUGAAACUCGGAAAUGGAUACUCUACAUAUAUUGAGUUCUAUGCAACUGUUAGUCAGGGGAUGGUGAAGGUGUGGUCAGAAGUUCAGGAGGGCAAGUUUGCGCUAGAGAAAGGUUGGAUCAUUGAGAAGGUAACUGUCUUAGGAUUAAAAGGAAUUGGAGGGGCAUUUGCAAUGGAAGUGGAUGGAAAUCAAGUUGUGGAUACUUCCAAUGUGGAGUUUAGUGCCACAGAACACAAGUAUACAGAGAAGUUGGAAGAAGGCGGAGAUAAGAGGAAGAAUGUGAUGGUGGACAUUAAAGGGUUGGAAUUGCCUCUGGGCAAAAAGUUUGCAAUGUCCUGGAAAAUGGGUAUUAAAGGUUGAGGAUAAAAAGUUUCUCUACCUCAGUUAAAAACUUAUUGAGAUCUAUUUGUCUUUUUGGUCCUUUGAAUUGUGGAACCAUCUUCUCAGGGUGUUCUUGAUGGAGAAGAGGUGGCCUCAAUUGUGCUUAUCCUUUUCCACACAAACAGGCCAAGCAAGUUGAUCACAGAUCCUCCUUGCUUGUUUUGGAGUUUUUCCAUUGAUGUUGUAGUAGUUUAUGUCAGCCCCUAUGCUUUUCAGCUUUUUCUUUGUUUUGCUUAUUUAUAUCCAUCUUUAUUUGUGUUACAAGAAAAAAUAUUCAUUACAAUGGUGAGAGUGUCAUUAUUAUCAUGUGGUGUUACUAAUUAAUAAUAUACAAACAAAUAAGAAAGUGGAUCCCACAUACGGUAAUAACUAUCCGUCCAUAUAAAUAGAUAAUUAUUUACUCCUCUCCCAUGUAAGUUAAUAACUAUCAAAGUGGAGUUUAUUUUAUUUAUUUGGAGUUUUAUUAUUGCUUGAUAAUACUGCAUGUAUCACCACUGUAUUGAAUAUUCUCUCGUGUUACAGAAUGUGGCCUGUACUCUGAACUUUUCUUCCCAGCUACUGAAUCACAGUGCUACCUAAUGGUUGAGACAAUCUAUGAGGUGAACCUUUUGC
This is a messenger RNA of Ilex paraguariensis (yerba mate), 3514 nucleotides long. Lineage: Eukaryota; Viridiplantae; Streptophyta; Magnoliopsida; Aquifoliales; Aquifoliaceae. The record is from the annotation of a GenBank genome assembly.